This is a messenger RNA of Acanthopagrus latus (yellowfin seabream), 4358 nucleotides long. It is a transcript of the gene adamts1, whose product is annotated as ADAM metallopeptidase with thrombospondin type 1 motif, 1. The record is from RefSeq and is a predicted model, not a curated record. Lineage: Eukaryota; Metazoa; Chordata; Actinopteri; Spariformes; Sparidae. Gene Ontology annotation, cellular component: extracellular matrix. Gene Ontology annotation, molecular function: metalloendopeptidase activity. Bases 408 to 3248 code for a protein of 946 amino acids. The transcript is spliced from 8 exons. Gene Ontology annotation, biological process: proteolysis; extracellular matrix organization.
UGUUCAGACUGCAAUGCAAGAGCAGAGAACAGACUAAACGGGCCAGCAGAGGACAAACCUGCCCCCUGAACUCAAAGACAGAGCUAGAAACUGAGACAUCUGCUGAGCUUUGGAGAGAAGGAGACCUGUUGGAAUUUACUGCCAAGAGCCAGCUUUUCUUUUCAUUUCACGAAAUGACCUUUUUUGCAGCAAGUCAGACCUGCACAUAACUUUGAAUGAGUUUUGCACUGGAUUUGAUCCCUUUUUAGAAUUUUUUUGUGCGCGUGCGUAAUUUUUGGGGACAGUUGUGUGGAAGCUGAAAAGACUUUGGGUUUGUAGCUUAUAGUGGAAAACCUUUUAAAGGAUUUACUUGCUUCCUCGUAGAGACUUUAUUGUCAAUUUAUAUUCCCUUGUCGGAUUUCAGUUAUAUGAUGAUGUUUUUACAAGUUUCAAUUGGUGUGAUCGCCGCUCUGUGCGUCGGCAUGGCGCACAGCGCCUGGGAGGAGAGCACCGUGGUGCCGGUCAGACUAGACCCGUCGGCCCGGUCAGAGAGCGAAACCGAACCGUGGCGGACUCUCUCCCCCGAGGAGAAGGAGAAGGAGGCGGAGAUGAGGGUGUACCGGUUGGACGUAUUUGGCAAAGAGCUGGUCUUGCAACUAGAGCCUGACCAGACUUUCUUGGCACCGGGUUUUGUCUUCCACAUUGUGGGGAGUCCUGAAUCCGAACCGACGCAGGAACCCAAGACCGGAGCCGAACCGGGGUGUUUCUUCUCGGGCAAGGUGAACGGAGAGGAGCACUCUGCCGCCGCGCUCAACCUGUGCCAGGGACUCAGGGGCGGAUUCUACUAUCUGGGUGAAGAGUAUUUUAUUCAGCCCCUUAACUCCAGUGACUUCCUCGGCACCGAGGAGGAUGUCCACUCAGUCCGCCGGAGAGGUCGGGCAGCUUUGGCAGAGGAGGGGAGCUCCAAGUGCGGGGUUAACGAGGACGAGGAGAGGGUGCCAACGAAUCUGGAGAAAGAGGCCGGGCAGGGAGCCGCUGACGCAGACCAGACAGCCCACCACAGGACCAGGCGUUUCGUUUCCACCCCUCGCUACCUGGAGAUCAUGCUGGUAGCCGACCAGUCCAUGGCCGAGUUCCACGGUGCCGGGCUCAAACCCUACCUCUUGACCAUCAUGGCGGUGGCUUCCCGCCUCUACCGCCACCCCAGCAUCCACAACUCCAUCAGCCUGGCAGUGGUGAAGCUGCUGGUGGUGUACGAGGAGGAGCGAGGCCCUCAGGUGUCAUCCAACGCCGCCAUGACCCUCCGCAACUUCUGCCAGUGGCAGCGGCAGCACAACCCGCCGAGCGACCGCCACCCUGAGCAUUAUGACACGGCUGUGCUCUUCACCAGGACGGACCUGUGUGGUGCCCACUCAUGUGACACUCUGGGCAUGGCUGAUGUUGGCACAGUGUGCGACCCUGACAGAAGCUGCUCUAUUAUCGAAGACGAUGGGCUGCAAGCAGCAUUUACUGUGGCACAUGAACUGGGCCACGUCUUCAACAUGCCUCAUGACGAUGCCCAGCUGUGCUCCGGCGUCAAUGGUGCCCACUGGGGCUCCCACAUGAUGGCCUCCACCCUGUCCAACCUGGACCAGCAGCAGCCGUGGUCCCCGUGCUCCGCCCUCAUGGUCACCACCUUCCUGGACAACGGCCAUGGUCAGUGCCUGCUGGACAAACCGGUCAAACCUCAGCAACUGCCCCAGCCGCUGCCCGGGACCGUCUACGACGCUGACCAUCAGUGUCGGCUGACCUUUGGCGAGGACUCCCAGCACUGCCCGGAUCUGAGCACCACGUGUGCAGCUCUGUGGUGCACUGUGACUACGUCCAACGGUUUGCUGGUGUGCCAGACAAAGAAUUUCCCCUGGGCUGACGGAACACCAUGCGGACACGACAGCUACUGCCUGGCAGGACAGUGUCUCACCAAGAACCAAGCAGCCAAACACCAGACUCCUGUAAACGGUGGCUGGGGAGUGUGGGGUCCCUGGGGUGACUGCUCUAGGACCUGUGGUGGAGGAGUGCAGUAUUCAUUUCGUUCCUGUGACAACCCUUUGCCUAAAAACGGGGGCAAGUACUGUGAGGGCAAGAGGAUCCAGUAUCGCUCCUGUAACACUGAGACCUGCCCUGAUACUAAUGGCCUGUCGUUCCGUGAGGAACAGUGCCUGGCCCACAACGAUAUGUCAGCCCAAGUGUCGCUGGGUUCGGGCGAGGGUGUUGAGUGGGUGCCCAAGUAUGCUGGAGUUUCACCCAAAGACCGCUGCAAGCUGGUGUGCCGGGCCAAGGGGACUGGAUACUUCUUUGUCCUCAAAUCAAAGGUGGCUGACGGCACACCCUGCAGCCCAGACUCCACCACAGUGUGUGUUCAAGGCCAGUGUGUCAAGGCCGGAUGUGACCGCAUCAUCGGCUCUAGCCGGCGCUUUGAUAAGUGCGGCGUGUGUGGUGGAGAUGGCUCUACCUGCAAGAAAGUGUCUGGCUCUCUGGAGCGUGCCAGGCCUGGCUACCAGGAUGUUGUAACUAUUCCUGCCGGUGCCACACAUGUGGACGUCAAGCAACACGCCCCAGGCAAUGGUCGUCAUGAUAACAGCUACUUGGCAGUGCGUCGCCAGGAUGGAAGCUAUCUGUUAAACGGUGAAUACAAACUGAUGACCAUGGAAACCGACAUCGCCUUGCGAGGGGCACUAUUGCGAUACAGCGGCUCCUCUGCCGCCCUGGAGCGCAUCCGGAGCUUUGCCCCGCUCCCUGAGCCCCUCACCAUCCAGGUGCUUUCUGUGGGAGAAGCCCCACGGCCCCGGGUGAAGUACAGCUACUUUGCACCCAGACCCAAUAAUGCUGCUUCAGGAUCCAGCAGUAACGGAGGCCGCCGCCAGUCUAUCAAUGCCAUCCGAGAGGUGGGUGGAGCUGAGUGGACCCUGAGGGAGUGGGGGCCAUGCUCCCAGACCUGUGGAGGGGGUACGCAGCAGAGAGAAGUGGUCUGUCUAGAUCCCCAGGGCCGUCCCUCCAGAGACUGCCCAGAGGAGCUGCGCCCCUUGGCCUCCAGGUCCUGCGCCUCUCAGCCUUGUCCCUCCUGGCUUCUCGGAGAAUGGUCCUUAUGCUCCAAAACCUGUGGCCGAGGCUUCCGCAAACGCCAGCUGCGCUGCAUCGGCCAUGAUGGACGCAUGCUAUCCCACGACAGCUGUGACCCCAAAGACCGGCCGCGACCCCUGCUGGAGCUCUGCAAUCAGGCUGCCUGUUGAGGACUGCUUCCACAAUCUAACCUCCUUUGACACAGCCAGCUUUCAGAAAGACUCCAGAUAAAGACUCUGAUCUUCAGUGCCUCUUUCUCUCCCAUGGACAAGCGGAGGCUGAUGAAUGUUUACACCCAGAGCAAGAUCACUGCGAAAACGGUUGUCUGACAGUCCCACAUGUCAGUGGGUCCACAGCCACCGUGACUGUAAAGGCCAAUUUUUUAACCAUUCCCUCCAUCCAUCCUGAGGCCAGACGCUGGACCGCAGUGUCGCUGCCACUAAGUUGCAGCAAUAAAGACUGAUAGCAGCUUGCUGCCUGUCUGGCACAUUUUGCCUCCCAGUAGGGGAAGAAAGCAUGGACAUUCCUGAUUUCCGAGAGGAGCGUGCUGCUUACCGUGCCAAUGUCACGCUUUUGUGUGCGUGAGUGCGAGACUGUGUGUGUGUCAAUUUUUUUUUGUUAAUGCAUGUAUAUGAUGUUUGUCCAAGCUGGGCUGGACCAACACUUAAGGGUUAGGGUGGGGGAGGUUAUCGCAGAGUAUAUAAAGAAACAAAUGAAAGAGAAUAGCUCAUAUUCUACUUGCUCACCCCAUCAGGUAUGGAAAAUAACAUAGCUUAUAGUCAGAGUGUUUAUGUUAAAACUUGCCAGUCUACGUUUAUUUAUCACAGACCUGUAGCACUUCAUCUUUGUUUUUGCCAGCGGCACAUUGCAACACCCAGAUGUCUCUAAAUGCCUCAGUACACAGUACUUUAUCCUUUAGCCAUAUCUUGCCCUCAUCUACACAACCUUCAAUGAGGGAACUCUUCAAAGACCAAAGAGGAGUGUGAGAGUGUGCGAGUGUAUGUGCGAGUGUGUGAGUGUGUGUGUGCGUGUGUGGAGACCUAAAGAGGGACUUGUCUCCUGCUACUACUUCAUAAGUAAGUCUCUCCUGCCUUCUGCGAAGGCACCUUGUUUUUUUUUCUAUCAAGUCUUUUCCUUUUGUACAGAAUAUCCAAACAUUAUUUAUUUUUGUACAGCCUGUUAAAUAUAAUCAUGUGGCUUUUUUUUUUAAAUAUUAUUUUUUAUUUGUUAUUGAGAUCACAGAAGGGAGUAGAAUAUAUAGAGUAUUUAUACAGUGUUAU